AUGUCAGAUGAGCAUUAUUUGGAUGCACUUUUCCUAAUCUGGGUGGGAUUCUUUUCUUUUCUUUUUUUUCAUGCUGCAGAUUGCUUCUGAUGGUGACGGCCGGCCCCAUCUUGAGAGGGAGAUUAUGUCUUGAGAGCUCAGUGUGUGUUUGUUGUCACCAUGUCUAUGAACACAUCCAAGCAGCCACCUUCUCCUGCUGCAGGGGUCCUUUCCAAUAGCACAUGCCAAACUGAAAACAGGCUCUCAGUCUUUUUUUCUGUUAUCUUUAUGACAGUAGGAAUCAUCUCCAAUAGCCUGGCCAUUGCCAUUCUGAUGAAGGCAUACCAGCGAUUUAGGCAGAAGUCCAAGGCGUCCUUCUUGCUCUUCGCCAGUGGCCUGGUGAUCACUGACCUUUUUGGCCACCUCAUCAAUGGAGCCAUAGCUGUGUUUGUUUAUGCCUCCAACAUGGAUUGGAUCCGCUUUGAUAAGUCCAAUGUCCUGUGUAGCAUUUUUGGCAUGUGCAUGGUGUUCUUUGGACUGUGCCCCCUUUUCCUGGGCAGUGUGAUGGCCGUAGAGAGGUGCAUCGGAGUCACCAGACCCAUAUUCCACUCCACGAAGAUGACAUCCAAGCACGUGAAGAUGAUGCUGACGGGUGUGUGCCUCUUUGCCAUCUUCAUCGCUAUGCUGCCCAUUCUGGGACUCCGAGCCUAUGAGAUCCAAGCGACCAGGACCUGGUGUUUCUACAAAACUGAGCAUAUCCAAGACUGGGAAGACCGAUUUUAUAUCCUGCUCUUCUCUUGUCUGGGACUGCUGUCCCUAGGCAUUUCGUUCCUGUGCAACGCCAUCACAGGAAUCACACUCUUGAGAGUCAAGUUCCAAAACCAGCAGCACCGACAAGGCAGGUCUCAUCAUUUGGAAAUGAUCAUUCAGGUCUUGGCUAUCAUGUGUGUCUCUUGCAUUUGCUGGAGCCCAUUUCUGGUGACCAUGGCCAGCAUUGGAAUCAAUGGAGAUUCAUUGGAAACCUGUAAGAGGAUCCUUUUUGCUCUCCGCAUGGCCACAUGGAAUCAGAUUCUGGAUCCCUGGGUUUACAUCCUGCUAAGGAGAGCUGUCCUCAAGAACCUCUACAAGGUUGCCCGGCGGUGUUGUGGAGUGCGCGCCAUCAUCAGAAUACACGCCUGGGAGCUCAGCUCCAUUAAGAAUUCAUUAAAGGUGGCAGCCAUUUCGGAAAGCCCCUCUGCUGAGAAAACAAGCUCGCAGCCAGCUGCCUUCACAGGGCAAUGAGCCUGAGGAGUCCCAGUAGAUGAGGGAGGCUGGGGCCAUUACCCUAUUAACUCCAUAAUUGCAGCCUGCAGGCUUGAGGGCAGGGCUCUCUCGGUGGACACCCCGUCUCUAGUCAUUGAAUUAACUGGAUAACUGCAAAUUUCUGUUUUGCUCUAUGUAGACACAACCCAAAGUAUGUGAUGGAGUGACAUGAGGGCCAUAGCCUGAGGCAAAAUUGGUGGUCAACUAUGUUGGUGAUAAAGUGUGUUGCCCAAGGUUGACCAAUGACUCCAAAUGGUCACUUAGAUGCCAUAACUAGAAUAAGCAGGAAGGGAGCUUGGAUGUCACCAUGAUAUAGAUGGAGAAAUUGGCGCCAAGGGAGUCUAUUGGCUUACCUAUGACCACAUGGACAGCAAAUGUGAAAGCUGGUCUGGGAUUCCACAGGGCUCCAGUUUUGGGAAGAUUGUCACCUAGCCAUGAGACCCAUGAGAGACACUCAGGGGGCUGAUCUUGCCAUGUGUUUGUAGUCUGUCUGACCUCUCAGUGAUUGUAGAGGCCAUUGUAGGUGGUCGCAGAACCAUAGAAUUCCAGAGCAGGAAGGGGCCAUCUAUUCUGACCCGAUCCUGAAAAGGAAUCCUAAUAGAGCCUAGCUGGCAAGUGGUCAUUGAACCUUGGUUUAGAGAUCUGCAGGCAGUCCACGGCACUUCUGGUCCAGGCUCUUCAUUCCCCAUUCUGAAGCACAUUUGGGAUACAUAAACACUGUGUGUGUGUGUGUGUGUGUGUGUAGACAGUCUAUAUAUUUCUUAAUGGUCAGUGUCCAAAGCCCCCAGAUGGGACUUAUGGAGAUUUUCAACCUAAGAAGUAGGCAUCAACACUGUAGUCCAGAUCAAAUUCAUUCUGUAGGGCUUUAUGAGGACCAGUGGGUUUCAGAUGUUGUGCUGGCACAAACUAGAACAGUCCUUGCCUUCCAAGGGGUGGACACAACACGUACACAACUGACUGAACCCAAAAUGUAGAUAACAUCUUGUGGGAGACAGCCUUUAUUCUGAGCCCUCACUAACUUAUAUUUCCUGUGAGAGAGCCUCUGGAUCACCAGAGCGGGUUGGCUAGAGCCCUCCAAGGCCACCAUUUGAGUGUGAUCUGUCUACCUGAAGGACAUCACAGUUCCUGGAAGCUAAAAUAGAAAGAGCAUUCCCACUAAUGGCCACCAUCCAGAAUUUCAAUCCUGUCUGUGUAGAGGUCUGCAACAUAAGUGAAUAAUAAUUAUCUUAACUGAAAACAUAGGGAGCUGUGGGUCCACCAUGUUCAUGUGAAGGUCCAGUUGUGUAAACAAACAAACAAAAUCCAAAGUCACAGCUUAUUGAGAACUGGAGUUUAACUCCUUCAUUUUAUAGAUUUUAGUGGGCCAGAGAGGUUCAAUGAUUGUCUGUGUCAAGUGGCAGACCCCAACUUUGGAAGAAUCUUCCCCCUUCUCAACAUUCUCAAGUGGAGGCAGGUGGGUAAGCAUCAGAGUUUCGUGGAAGGUGAUAUUGAGGUGGUCAUGUCUAAGAAGACCAGAUGAUAAUGAUUUGAUGCCAGUUGUAUCAGAGAGUGACCUGGACAUCUGAGCUUUGGGAAUGGUAAAUCAUCCAGGCAAUUUCUCAGACUUGGAUCUUGGAUUUAUGGGCCAAGGCCUAAGACCUUAUGGAGAUUUUCAUGACCAUCCUGAGCCCCCCCACAUAUUCAAUCUCAAAAUCUACCAAUGCAGACCAUGUUGACCCCACUCUGCUUUUGCUGUUUAUUGCUCAUUAGAAUGUAGACUGCUUGAGAGUAGGCACUGUCUUACCUGCCUGCAUUUUUAUUCCUACUGCUCAGCAAGGGGCUCAGCAUGUAGUAAAUGAUUAAUAAAUGUUUGAUCAUUCCUUCAUUUGAAGACACAGAUGGAAGAAAACCUGAAAUGUGAGCUUACUUGUAGGUAGAAAAUUUCUCAUAGUGUAAAUAUGCCCAAUGGAAGUGAAAUGUAACAAACAGCCUUGCCUGGUGUCUGUAUUUCAGUGUGUGGCUGUCCUAGAUUAAACCCCCAGGAGGGCCCGCUUUUGGUAAGAACACAGUUGUCUUGAUGACUUUCUCUGCCACAUCACUGCAGUUUUUUCUUAGGGAACUGGAUGGAAAAGAUGUAAAUAUGUUCCAUAUCCUUGCUUAAUCUGUCAUCUGGUUGUUGUAGUCCAAGUUAACAGCUGCUAAGUGAUGCUAGACUCUUGAAAAUGACCAUCUCUUACUCAAACAUUGAAGCCUGCCUUGGACUCAUGUGAAUGAAUAUAUUUCGUGUUUCCUGUCCUGGGUGAAGUUCACUAGUGAUGUAUAUAUUUGGUUGUGUGUGUUCUAUGUACCAGCAUUGUAAUGAAUGCAACUUUAAUGCUUCAUUAAAGGUAAAAAUUUAUUUAAUGAUA
Antechinus flavipes (yellow-footed antechinus) is the source of this 3668-nucleotide messenger RNA. It is a transcript of the gene PTGFR, whose product is annotated as prostaglandin F receptor. The record is from RefSeq and is a predicted model, not a curated record. The coding region runs from base 160 to 1260 and encodes 366 amino acids. Lineage: Eukaryota; Metazoa; Chordata; Mammalia; Dasyuromorphia; Dasyuridae. Gene Ontology annotation, biological process: adenylate cyclase-activating G protein-coupled receptor signaling pathway; inflammatory response; positive regulation of cytosolic calcium ion concentration. Gene Ontology annotation, cellular component: plasma membrane. Gene Ontology annotation, molecular function: prostaglandin F receptor activity. The transcript is spliced from 2 exons.